GACGGUAAAUAAAGCAAAUGCGCAGUCCGAAAUCAAGUUGAAGCGGAACCGUUGUCGUACAAACAAGAAUGCGGUGGGAUUCACUGUGGAACACAGGAAACACCCGUUUAAUUUUUGCAAGGGUUUCCUGACAAAAAAUAUCGUAUUAUCAUUGUUGUAUAUCAAGUCAUAGAUUUAGUUAAGAUAAUAUCAUACUACUGAUCCUGCUCGAGUUUAUUUUAUAAAACGAGUCAACAAAGAUGCUGAUUAAAGUGAAGACACUCACAGGGAAAGAGAUAGAAAUUGACAUAGAGCCCACAGAUAAGGUGGAGCGUAUUAAAGAAAGGGUGGAGGAGAAAGAAGGGAUCCCUCCGCAGCAGCAGAGGUUGAUAUACAGUGGAAAACAGAUGAACGAUGAGAAAACAGCGGCAGACUAUAAAAUCCAGGGAGGCUCUGUUCUCCAUCUGGUACUUGCUCUGCGAGGAGGGCAGGUGCUGUGACAGGUACAGUAUAGGCUCUCCCAGAAGCCUAUACUCCAAGCCUGUGUUGUAGCCAUCACUUGGAAACAUGCCUUAGCUUUCUGCGAUGCCUACACUAAACGGAUACAGCGAAGACAUACAGCCAUGUGUUGCGGAGUCACCUGGCGGCAUCGUAGGCAACACAGAGCCAUUGGUAGAAAGAGAGAGAUCAGGUUCUACCUGUGGCAGCCACUUCCCUACAGCCAAAAAUGUGUUGGCUGCAAACACAACCCCUCUCACUGUAACAUUGUCAUGGCGAGACACUCCACAUGUUAAAGCUUGCCCUGGCAGCAAAGGCAAAGUUACUUUCAGAAUUAAAUAAAGCUUUGGCUAAAGAUUUACAACCCAGAGCUAAUUUUGGUGCUACAGAAAACUGUACUGUACUGUUUCUUUCUGUGGCUCUGCAUGUAAGCAUCUAUCUUUAUUCCACUGAAUAUAUAACAGAGAUAACUGUAGCUUAAUAUGCUGAAACCCAUCCUUGGAUUACAGGUUUUUCCUUCAGAUGGUGACUUUUCUGCUUCAUCCAUGUUUUAUUCUGUUCCCUACAAAAAGCCCAAACUCACUCAGUAUAACUAUCUGAGGCUACAGGGUGUAUUAACAUAGCAAAAGUCAUUCUCUCUUGUAAAGCACCCGUGUAGCUCAGUUAGAUUUGUGAAAAAUGGACAAAAGCAUAGUUAAAGGAAUAUUUUGAGAAAUACAUACAGUAUAAUGACUUUUUGGCUAAACGUUGGAUGAGAAAAUUGAUAUUCUCAUCCAACUCUCAGGCAGAAAGCAAAUAAGAGCAUUUCCCUAAAUGUCCAACUGGAAAACCUCCUGCCACUAAUUCUAAAUCAUGUACCACAGACUUUGCUUUACACCUGCUUCAUAAGUAGACUGUCCAUUCAGUAGGAUAAUGUUUUAUAUAAUUUCAUAUGAAUUUUAUUUGUUAAUUAUUUUUUUUGUGCUGGUGGCACAUUUUACUGUGCUUAGACAAGGAACGUGCCAACUAUGGUCUGACAAUGGCCUCAGUUUACAUGGAUAUUGUUCGGUUUGUUUGUGUGUUCAGAGAAGCAACGUUUAGUUCUGGGAUUGCUGUGUCAGCACCACAUGGCCCCCUCAGUGUGUAUAGAAUCACGUGACAUAUACGACCUAUGCUGUGGAUUAGUUUGUCAGUAGAAUAAACUUAUGUUAAUGCUGAAAA
Molecule: messenger RNA, 1677 nt
Organism: Sander lucioperca (pikeperch)
Lineage: Eukaryota; Metazoa; Chordata; Actinopteri; Perciformes; Percidae
Gene: nedd8
Product: NEDD8 ubiquitin like modifier
Exons: 4
Coding region: 240-479 (79 amino acids)
Biological process (GO): protein neddylation; regulation of proteolysis; modification-dependent protein catabolic process
Cellular component (GO): cytoplasm; nucleus
Molecular function (GO): ubiquitin protein ligase binding; protein tag activity
Source: RefSeq, a predicted model, not a curated record